ACACCAAGCACUCAACAAAAACGAAGUAACAUGCCGCAUUACUACAAGCAUCUGUUGGCCAUAGUUCUGCUGGUGAUUCUGCAGCAAGUACACUGCCAGAACGAAACCAAUUACUGCCAAACAGGCCUGUGUUCCAGUCUGAAAAAGCACAUUGGCUGCAAGAAUAAUGGCGAACUGGCCAAGGUGUGUCCACCAACAACGGAGCUUCUGAAUCUUUCCCAGCAUCAGGCGAUUAUUCUUAGCCGACACAACCAGCCACGCAAUUUGCUGGCCGCCGGCAAGAUCGAGGGCUUACGGAGUCCCGAGAAAAUGGCUACGAUGCAGUGGCAUGAGGAACUGGAGCAGCUAGCGACUCUUAAUGUUAAGCAGUGUGCGCUGCACUAUGAUCCUUGCCACAACACUUUCGACUUUCGUAAUUCCGGUCAAAACUUGGCGCUUAUAACCAUUAACAAAACAGAUAUCACAAAUGAGGAACUGAUUAAUUCUACCAUCGAUGGCUGGUGGAAUCAGUACAAGAACAUAACACAGCAGCGAGUGGACUACUUUCCCAAGGAAACAAAAAUUACCGACUUCGUGCGUAACUUUGCGGUGAUGGCGCGCGACAACAACACACACGUGGGUUGCGCGGCCGUGAGAUUUACCAAGGGACUAGUGCAGAACUUCCUAAUGGCCUGUAACUACGCCAGCAAUUUUGUGCCCGAGCAUGCCAUUUAUAGAGUGAAGAGCCUGAACUGCCAAAGCGGCUAUGACAGAAUCUAUCCGGCAUUGUGCAAGACGAGCGAGCAGUACAGAGACAUAGAGCCACUAGAGCCCAACAAGUGGGGGUUUUAAAAGUAAUAUUCAUAUCAGCCAUUUAUAUAUAGCUUAGCCUGCUAUAGCAUACAAUGCCAGCACAAUAAAUUCAAGUGAAACGGUUUAGCUCAACUGGCAAUUAUAUUCCCUCAUAUACACACUCUCAAA
Drosophila hydei is the source of this 960-nucleotide messenger RNA. Its product is annotated as venom allergen 3. NCBI's taxonomy places the organism in Eukaryota, Metazoa, Arthropoda, Insecta, Diptera, Drosophilidae. The coding region runs from base 31 to 831 and encodes 266 amino acids. The transcript has 3 exons. The record is from RefSeq and is a predicted model, not a curated record.